Pteronotus mesoamericanus is the source of this 711-nucleotide messenger RNA. It is a transcript of the gene POLE4, whose product is annotated as DNA polymerase epsilon 4, accessory subunit. Gene Ontology annotation, biological process: DNA-templated DNA replication. The record is from RefSeq and is a predicted model, not a curated record. NCBI's taxonomy places the organism in Eukaryota, Metazoa, Chordata, Mammalia, Chiroptera, Mormoopidae. Bases 33 to 389 code for a protein of 118 amino acids. Gene Ontology annotation, cellular component: nucleus; epsilon DNA polymerase complex. Gene Ontology annotation, molecular function: protein heterodimerization activity. The transcript has 4 exons.
CGGCGGCCGCGCGCAGCACGCUCGGUGCCCGGAUGGCGGCGGCGGCGGCGGCUGCUGGAAGCGGGACUCCCCGCGAGGAGGAGGGGUCGAGUGGGGAGGUAGCGGCCCCGCAGCCGCAAGCCCCGACGAGUGCGCCCGGGGCUCGUCUUUCCAGGUUGCCUCUGGCGCGAGUGAAGGCCUUGGUUAAGGCGGACCCCGACGUGACGCUUGCGGGACAAGAAGCCAUCUUCAUUCUGGCACGAGCCGCGGAACUGUUUGUGGAGACUAUUGCAAAAGAUGCCUACUGCUGUGCUCAACAAGGAAAGAGGAAAACCCUUCAGAGGAGAGAUUUGGAUAAUGCAAUAGAGGCUGUGGAUGAAUUUGCUUUUCUAGAAGGUACUUUGGAUUGAUUGCUGAGCUGGGCGCUUUUGUGAGCCUUCACCUGCAUCCUUCAGCUAGCCCUCUGCAGGCCUCAGCUUUGAAGAAGAGUCCUUGGAAUGUCACACAUAUAGUUUUCCUGUUCUAACUUCAACUAAGCUGGAAUUAACAGAGAUCUCGCCUGUUAGUUUUUCUCUACAAGAUCUUCUGCUGCUGUGUCUUCCACUUCUGGCCUCAAUGCAGCUGCUGCUGCUUGAGACAGAGAAAAAGGGAAUAAUUUGUGUAGAUUGCUUAAUGAAUGGUAUGGGCCAGAAUAAAGAUGUCUGAUCAACUUCAAGCCAGUGUGUUUUAUAG